This is a messenger RNA of Bufo bufo (common toad), 4206 nucleotides long. It is a transcript of the gene MED24, whose product is annotated as mediator complex subunit 24. The transcript is spliced from 26 exons. Gene Ontology annotation, molecular function: transcription coregulator activity. The record is from RefSeq and is a predicted model, not a curated record. Gene Ontology annotation, cellular component: mediator complex. Bases 122 to 3082 code for a protein of 986 amino acids. NCBI's taxonomy places the organism in Eukaryota, Metazoa, Chordata, Amphibia, Anura, Bufonidae.
GUCAGAUGGCCCUUACGGCGCAUGGCGCUUUGUCGCUACCUUCAGCCAAUGGGUUGUGAGGAGCUGUCAUGGCGGCUGCUAGUUUAGAACCUUGAUUGUGUUGUGGUCGCAGAAUUGUAAAAUGAAGCUAGUAAACUUGAAACAGGCCAUUCUACUGGCCUGGAAGGAGAGGUGGAGCGAUUACCAAUGGGCUAUCAACAUGAAGAGAUUCUUUCCCAAAGGAGUUACCUGGGACAUCUUGAAUUUAGCAGAAGCACUUUUAGAUCAGGCUAUGAUUGGACCUGCACCCAACCCUCUUAUCCUCUCCUAUCUCAAGUAUGCUAUCAACUCUCAGAUGGUGUCCUACUCUACAGUCCUGACAGCUAUCAGUAAGUUUGAUGACUUCUCUAGAGAUCUGUGCAUCCAGUCUCUUCUGGAGAUCAUGGACAUGUUCUGUGAUAAUCUGAGCUGUCAUGGUAAAGCAGAAGAAUGUCUAAGCUUAUGCCGGGCCUUAAUGAACGCUGUAAACUGGUUAUUGCGAGGCGCAGCCUUCUAUGUGGAGAGGUUGAAGGACGGUUUGGAUCCUGUGAUCGGAGAAAGUAACCUGUCAAUGUGUCUGAAGAGGCUUGAGGCAAUCCUCAGUAGUACCAAGAACAGAGCACUCAUCCAUAUCGCCAAGCUUGAGGAACCAACCUCCUGGGCAUCCGUGGAACAGUCAUUGCUACGACUUGUCGAGUGCAUAAAUCUCCUUCCAAGUGUUCAGCUGCAGAGCAAAGCUGAGGAUUGUAUCUCACUAAUCAGGAGCAUCCCAUCUAUGUUGUGCUCACAUUCUGACCAGCUGCAUCGGACUGGAUUCCCAACAGUUCAUGCCGUUGUCAUGUUAGAAGGCACAAUGAACCUGACAGGAGAGGCACAGCCAUUGGUUGAACAGCUGAACACAGUGAAGAGGAUGCAGCGGAUCCCGUGUCAUCUCUUCCUCUUAGAAGUCUGGAAAGCUUGCGUUGUAGGGUUAAUAGAGUCCCCUACAGGGACCGAUGAGUUGAAAUGGACUGCAUUUACCUUCCUUAAGAUUCCACAAGUGCUAUCAAAAUUAAAGAAAUUUUGGCAAGCAGAUCAGGAUUUCAAUGAGGACAUGAACACUGCAUUUGAGUAUCUACUUAAACUUACCCCGUUAUUGGAUAAAGCUGACCAGAGAUGCAACUGUGACUGUGUCAGUCUAUUACUUCAGGAGUGUAACAAGCUCGGGCUGCUCUCGGAUCAUAACUUGGAUCACCUUGUGGCUAAAAGAUCUGCAGAUCGAGAACAGGCUCCCCGAUCAUCCGAAAGCUCUGCCAUUCAGCCCAAUCCAGGCCUGAUUUUACGAGCAGAACCUACUGUGACCAAUAUUCUCAAGACAAUGGAUGCAGAUCACUCAAAGUCUCCAGAAGGUCUUCUGGGAGUCUUGGGACAUAUGUUGACUGGAAAAAGUCUGGAUCUCCUACUGGCUGCUGCAGCUGCCACGGGGAAAUUGAAAUCUUUUGCUCGGAAAUUUAUCCAGCUGAAUGAAUUUACCCGGCAUAUCAGUGCUGAAAGCUCAAAAGCCGCCUCUACCCGUGCUCUUCUGUUUGAUAUCUCCUUUCUAAUGCUCUGUCAUGUGGCACAGACAUAUGGCUCUGAGAUGAUCCUGUCAGACGGGAGUGCAGGUGGAGAGACACCAUUCUUUGAAAGCUGGAUGCAGACCUGUAUGCCAGGAGAGGGCAAAGUGCUAAACCCAGAGCACCCCUGCUUCCGCCAUCCUGAUAUCCCCAAAGUGGAAGCCUUGGUAGCUCUGCUCAAUACAUCCACAGAGAUGAAAUUGGUUCAGACAAAGUGGCAUGAAGUUUGUCUUAGUAUUCCUGCAGCAAUUCUUGAGGUUCAUAAUGCCUGGGAGAACGGAGUCCUGUCAUUUGAAGCCAUCCAGAAAAUCACAGACAACAUUAAAGGAAAGGUUUGUAGCUUGGCUGUGUGUGCUGUUGCCUGGUUGGUGGCCCAUGUUCGUAUGUUGGGCCUGGAUGAGAGGGAUAAAUCUCUGCAGAUGAUCCGGCAGCUGGGGACACCUAUGUAUGGUGACAACAUUCUGCAGUUUUAUAAUGAGCGAGUGAUCAUCAUGAGCUCCAUCCUGGAGAACAUGUGUUCUGAAGUUCUGCAACAGACAGCCACUCAGAUCAAAUUUGCUGUGACUGGAAGUGAGCCUGUGCCUUAUGUUCACCGCCUGCCCUCCAAGAAGCCAAUUAAAGAGGUCUUGCAUGGAGCCUUCAGUUCCACAUUAGAGAAGGGCUGGGUGGACAUCAGGUCUCUCCACAUCUUUGACACCUUACUGCACAUGGGGGGUGUCUACUGGUUCUGUAACAACUUGGUAAAGGAGCUCCUUAAAGAAACUCGGAUGGAAUUUGCAUUGCGAGCAGUAGAACUUCUUUAUGCCAUCUUCUGUCUGGACAUGCAGCAGCUCACACUCACUCUCUUAGGACAUGUAUUACCAUCUCUUUUAACUGACUCUUCCAAAUGGCACACGCUGAUGGACCCCCCAGGACGGGCACUGGCAAAAUUGUCUGUUUGGUGUGCAAUGACAUCAUAUUCCACCCAUAAUAAAGGACAGCCAUCCCCCCGCCAGAGGAAAAGGCACAGAGAAGACAUUGAAGAUUACAGCAGUCUGUUUCCACUAGAUGACAAUCAGCAGUCUAAACUCAUGCGUCUUCUCAGCUCCAAUGAAGAGGAACACUCUGUGCAAGCCAACCCCACAGAUCGCCCCAUGAACAGCUCUCUGUCUGCCUCACAGAUUCACAACAUUAGCUCCAAAGAGCCCUUGAACAGAGUACUAGCUAACCUCUUCUUAUUGAUCUCGUCAAUUCUUGGAGCCCGGAUGGCUGGUGCCCACACACAGUUUGUGCAGUGGUUCAUGGAGGAAUGUGUAGAGAGCCUGGAGCAGGGAGGAAAAGGGGGGAUCCUUCAGUUCAUGCCUUUUAGUAUGGUUUCAGAACUGGUUAAAGUCUCCACACUUUCAAGCCCAAAAAUUGUUCUAGCCAUCACUGACCUGACUCUUCCUCUUGGGAGGAGAGUAGCCGCCAAAGCUCUGACUGCCCUCUAAGAGUCUACAGACAUUCGCCUGCCUUUCCUUACAGCUGACACGUUUUCUGCUAGCUGGCUAACGUCUUCAUGACGCAUACAAGUGGCUUUACAAUACACAGAUUCUACAGAUCACACUUUCAUGUUGCAAGAUCCCAUGCUUAUUGUUUGGUGAACGCUGGACUUUUGCGAUCUAUACAUUUUACCUUGAUUACAGACAUCCCAUUACCUUCUAAACAUCGUCAUGAGUAAAUGUGGCUGUACACAAUAGAUGACUGUCAUCUGAACCUGCCAAUAUCACUGGGACAUAAAAUGUGUUGUGGUGUGUCAACUCCACCAAUGGAUCAGGCGUUUUGAAGUUCAACAUGCUCAAACCUUUGUUCCCAAAGGAGCUGCCAUCAGUGAUGUCUGGCAAUGGCAUAUUCCCCUCUACUGAUUGAGAAUGCAUGCCCAGCAAAGCAUAGAUGUUAUUCAUGAAUAGGUGCGACCCAAAAGCGGGCUGAAGUGUAUAGCCAGUUUAAGUAAAUGUUCUUUCGCUUUACCAGUUGGUUUAACUGGCUUGUGUUUGCUGUUGUCAGUGGUGACAUGUGGUACUGCAAGUAACAGUAAACUGCGUGUGUCCUUAAAGGGGUUAUCCCACCAUUAAUGUAAACAAAAUGAAAAUCAGAUAUCAUAUAGUACAUGACAAUCUCUUUCUAACAAAUCUGUCCCUCACAUGGAUCCUACGAUCUCCCCAUUCAACAUUCCAGCUGCUCUGCGAGAUUUAUGUCAAUCUGGCAGCUCAUGGGUGUGUCCCUUCUGCUGCAGCUCUCUCCCAAUCACAGCUCAGGAGGCAGUUGAAGGAUGAGCAUGUGCAUCCACCACAGUGAGAUGUACAUCAAAGUAAAAGAGGGGGGGGGGGAGCAGGUGACACUAUACAAAUACAUUGAAUUGCACAAUUCAGUGGCUAUACAAUUUUUUUUAUUAGAUGCAAUUACAAAAGUAUUUAGAUCCAAGUGUUGGUUUGAAAACUGCCGAAUAUUGUUUGUGUGACAACCCCUUUAAAAGACAAUGGCAGUUUUCUGAUUAUAAUCAGAAAACUGAGCACACUGGUGCAGUCUGUGAUAUUUAACUACUACAAUAAAAACACUCUAUGGCGAGAUUAAA